CUUAAUCAGUCAUACAAUUGUCAAAGCAAGAGAGUUAAUUCAUCAAUUUUGGGUGGGGUCUCUUUCCUUAAUUUUGGAUUAUUUCCUUUGUUGGUCCUGGUUUGCAAUUUAAGUUUUUCUUUUUUAAUUUUUCGUACAAGUAUUCACUUUUGAAAAUGUAUUUUAAUUUGGAAGAAAUGGAUAAAAUUAAGAUCUGUUUGGUAGUGGCCGCUUCAGUUGUGGUGCUCUACUUGGCCUACCUGGUGAUACCAAGAUUUCUUAGGUGUAUCUGCCUGGGAAUAGCUCGCUUUAAUAAAAUAUACUACGGGUAUAGUGCGAUCACCUAUUUGGAUGAUGAGAGACUGUCGCUGGUGUCGAAACGUCGCCUGGAGAUGGUGGACAAGAAAACUAUGGUCCUCGAUAUGGAUGAAACCCUAAUAACUUCGGUGAUCCAGAAGCGAAAUAGCCAGCUAAUAAAGCUACCCGAUACUCCAUAUGAUUACAAGUUCCUAAUGCCGGCAUUUGAUUCGAUGGUCUACAUUUACAAGCGACCGCAUGUGGAUUACUUCCUGGACUGUGUCUCCAAGUGGUACGAUUUGGUUAUUUAUACAGCCAGUACGGAUGAUUACGCCGAUCCGAUAUUGGACUUUCUGGACAGGGGCAAGGGCAUCCUGAAGAAGCGCAUGUUCCGUAAGGACUGCAUCGACUUCCUUGGGAUGAGGGCCAAGGAUGUGUCACUGGCUUCGCCCGACUUGGCCAAUGUUUUUCUGUUGGACAACUCGAAUGUGGAGUGCAGCUUCAACUUGGGCAACGCCAUUCAUAUCUCAUCCUAUGAGAUUGGGAAGCGGGACCAGGCUCUAAUCAAUAUCCUGCCCUUUCUGGACUCUCUUCGAUUCACACGGGAUGUGAGAUCAGUGCUUCGGCGCUGUACUCGUUUCGACUGUAUGACCACGAACCUUUGCAAGAUGGUUAAGGGCGCGAAGCUCCCCUAAAAAGCGGCCGUUUGGAGCCUGCAACACUCGUAUUAAAUCAUGGCUUUGUCCCAUUCUCAACUAGAA
Molecule: messenger RNA, 1037 nt
Organism: Drosophila ananassae
Lineage: Eukaryota; Metazoa; Arthropoda; Insecta; Diptera; Drosophilidae
Product: CTD nuclear envelope phosphatase 1 homolog
Exons: 2
Coding region: 156-971 (271 amino acids)
Molecular function (GO): protein serine/threonine phosphatase activity
Source: RefSeq, a predicted model, not a curated record